Trichoderma gamsii is the source of this 978-nucleotide messenger RNA. RefSeq lists its product as hypothetical. The transcript has 2 exons. Bases 1 to 978 code for a protein of 325 amino acids. Lineage: Eukaryota; Fungi; Ascomycota; Sordariomycetes; Hypocreales; Hypocreaceae. The record is from RefSeq and is a predicted model, not a curated record.
AUGAGAGCCUUUACUGUACAUGCGUCGAGACUACUCGCCGUUUUCCUUUUUCUCUCACAGUUCCGUAUUCCCAGCGCCCAGAAUCUUGGUACCUUGCCUACUCCCGUGACACGGCUGCCUCAGCGCAAUGUCGACCACCAUGGCGAUGAUUUCGAUAAACGGGCUGAUAUCCAGACAAGAAUGUCUACCUGUGGCUUUCAAGAUGGCGACCCCAGCAAGAUGCGCACUGCCGACCCGGGAUUCGACUGUCGAGUCGACACGAUGAACGGCCUUUGGGGCUUCUGUCCAGUCACGGUGAUAGCAGCUACCGAUUGCGGCUUGGCUGGAAGCUGUGUUGACCAAGCAUCAUGCUCGAGUGGAUGCGGGCAAUUUGACAUGAACCAGUUGACUACAUUUACUUGUGGGCCAAAACAGUUCUGCUCUACCGCCCUCUUGACUUUUGGAGUCGAUCAAACAUAUACCUAUAUUGCUUGCGGAGGCAGUCCCAAGACAGAUCAUUAUCUUGCGUCCCCCACCUCGCAGCCAUCUUCAACAACAACGACGAGUGCGAAGCAGACGAGCACAGCUCCGGUUUCAUCAUCGCUCAAGCCAACAAAUGCAUCUCCUGGUAGCACAUCAGAGCCAUCAAGGCCCUCAACAACUGGAUCGCUUGCAAAAGAAACCAGUGGUAACAGUGGAAGUAACGACAGCGAUGGCUCUUCUACAAACAAUACUGGGGCAAUCAUUGGUGGCGUCAUCGGCGGUAUUGCUUUGUUAUGUUUCUCUGGCAUUGCUGCCAUUUUGCUUUUGCGGAGGUCCCGAUCACGUCCUCGCCAGACGCGGAUGACUGGCGCGCAAGGAGAAGAACAUGAGGCUUGGUAUCAUCUUAGCCCCAAAACCAAAAGCGACCAUCGUUUCACGGGCGGCUGGGGGCCUAGAGAAUUACCAAGCUCAUCGUAUAACAGGACUUCUGUUCAUCCGGUAGAACUGCCCGGCUAA